This is a messenger RNA of Globicephala melas (long-finned pilot whale), 2974 nucleotides long. RefSeq names its product polypeptide N-acetylgalactosaminyltransferase 15 (gene GALNT15). Gene Ontology annotation, biological process: protein O-linked glycosylation. Gene Ontology annotation, cellular component: Golgi apparatus. The record is from RefSeq and is a predicted model, not a curated record. Gene Ontology annotation, molecular function: polypeptide N-acetylgalactosaminyltransferase activity. Lineage: Eukaryota; Metazoa; Chordata; Mammalia; Artiodactyla; Delphinidae.
GUCCUAGCGGUGACGGCGUUUGUUUUCCCCGGAGUCGGGUUCCUCCGGUUGCACAAAGCCUGGGAACAGUGAGGGCAUUAGGACCAUGAGCGAGGCGCACGCCUGCGGCGUCUGGCAGAGCUUCUCGGGCCGGCUGCGCGGGGAGCAAUGUGUGAAAGGAAAUUAGCCUGCUGCCGGCUUCACAUCUGUUGAGCUGACCCGACUUGCAGGGUCCAAAAGAGGACGGCUGUCAGCUUUGCCAGACUGAGGACCCACCGGCUACCCCCAGACAUCUCAUAGCAGCCUGACAAUUCGUGCAAGGGGGGGAAGCGAAACACGUGGGACUAGGACCCCUGAGCAGAAAGGAAACAUUAUUUUUCCCAAAGAGGAAAAGGGCAUCAAAAGGUGGGGGUGGAGGGAGGCGCAAACAGUUCAGUCUGAAGUCCCUGUGAACGGGCUUUUGGAAGGCAGUUAAAGACGUCCGCUCAGAGGGGACCUGGGCUGGGACUUGGGUCCGUGGCUUUCUUAUUGUAAGUGGAAGCCGGUCUUACACACGCUGCUGGCAAAUGUCAGCGGGGGAAAAAAGGAGCAGGUUAAGUGACCGGCAGAAAAACCUUCCAGGUGGACCCAGGACGCCAGGUUCUGCUGCCAGCUUGGAGGAACCCGGAGCAGGAGGAAACAGUGAAUUUGAACAUGACCUGUUGCGUUUGGCAAGUUCCAGCCACAUGCUGGUAAGGAAGCGAUGCAGGCGUGGACCUUGCAGGCUGCAAUUCCUGCUGCUGGGAUGUGUGUUGCUGAUGCUGGCCGUGCUGCACCCUCCCCUGCCUGCCCUGCCCCAGGCUGUCCCAGCUCAGGUCGCCAAGCACGGCCCCGAAGCCGGGUACCGCCUGGACUUUGGGGAAUCCCAGGAGUGGGUGCUGGAGUCCAAGGACGAGGACCAAGAGUACGGCCCUCUGGAGGGUCUGCCGCCCUUCAUCUCACUGCGGGAGGAUCAGCUCCUGGUGGCUGUGGCCUCUCCCAGGGCGAGAGGGAACCAGAGCCAGGGCAAGAGAGGUGGCAGCUACCAGCUCAUCAAGCAGCUGAGCAGGAGGCCGGACGAGGACGCCCCCGAGAGGGACUGGGCGGCCGAGGAGGAGGACGCGGGGGCAUCUGAAGAAGAGGCGCUGACCUCGCUCAGCCUGGAGGAGGCGCUCAGUGCCCGCAUCCCCCUGCAGAGGGCGCUGCCGGAGGUACGGCAUCCACUGUGUCUGCAGCAGCAUCCCGGAGACAGCCUGCCCACAGCCAGCGUCAUCCUCUGUUUCCACGAUGAGGCCUGGUCCACCCUCCUGAGAACCGUGCAUAGCAUCCUGGACACAGCGCCCAGGGCCUACCUGAAGGAGAUCAUCCUGGUGGACGACCUCAGCCCGCAAGGACAGCUCAAGUCGGCUCUCAGCGAGUACGUGGCCCGGCUGGAGGGGGUGAAGCUGCUCAGGAGCAACAGGAGGCUGGGCGCCGCCAGGGCCCGGAUGCUGGGCGCCGCCAGGGCCACCGGGGACGUGCUGGUCUUCAUGGACGCCCACUGCGAGUGCCAUCCGGGCUGGCUGGAGCCCCUCCUGGCCAGAAUAGCUGGUGACAGGAGCAGGGUGGUGUCUCCAGUCCUAGAUGUGAUUGACUGGAAGACUUUCCAGUAUUACCCCUCCAAGGACCUGCAGCGCGGGGUAUUGGACUGGAAGCUGGAUUUCCACUGGGAGCCUUUGCCGAAGCGAGAGAGGAAGGCCCUCCUGUCCCCCAUCAGCCCCAUCAGGAGCCCUGUGCUGCCCGGCGGGGUCGUGGCCAUGGACAGACAUUACUUCCAAAACACUGGAGCGUAUGACCCUCUCAUGUCACUGAGGGGUGGCGAAAACCUCGAACUGUCUCUCAAGACCUGGCUCUGUAGGGGCUCCGUCGAAAUCCUUCCCUGCUCUCGGGUGGGGCACGUCUACCGAAAUCAGGAUGCCCACUCCCCUUUUGACUGGGAGGCCACCCUGCGGAACAAGGUUCGCAUUGCUGAGACCUGGCUGGGUGCGUUCAAAGAAACCUUCUACAGGCACAGCCCGGAGGCCUUCUCCUUGAGCAAGGCUGGGAAGCCGGACUGCACUGAACGCCAGCAGCUGCAGAGGAGGCUGGGCUGUCGGACCUUCCACUGGUUUCUGGCCAACAUCUAUCCCGAGCUCUACCCAUCUGAACGCAGGCCCAGGUUCUCUGGAAAGCUCCACAACACCGGACUUGGCUUCUGUGCAGACUGCUUGGCAGAAGGGGACGUCCUGGGCUGUGCCAUGAUGCUAGCUCCUUGCAGUGACAGCCAGCAGCAGCAGCACCUGGAUCACAUGGGCAGGAAGGAGAUCCACUAUGGCAGCCCCCACCGCCUGUGCUUCGAUGUCAGGCGAGAGCAGGUGAUUCUGCAGAACUGCACCAAGGGAGGCCCUGACAUCCAUCGGCAGCACUGGGACUACCAGGAGAAUGGAAUGAUUGUUCACAUUCUUUCUGGGAAAUGCAUAGAAGCUGUGAUGCAGGAAAACAAUAAAGAUUUGUAUUUACGUGAGUGUGAUGAAAAGCCAGCCAGCUGUGGCGAUUUGACAAUGUCAGCACCGUGGAUGAACAAUGAAUGCUACCAACAGAAGGAAAAGAGAAAUGUGACCAUAGAGGUUCAACUUAAGGGAACAACAGGAGCAUGUGCAUAUCAUGAAGGAGACCCUUUGUAUUUGUGCAGUGGUGAUAGUAGAAACAAAAACUCCACAAAUGAAUAUGGGAAGUCUUUCCUUCCCGUACCUUACUUCAUUGACCACUGGCUGUUUUAGAAAAAGAAAAACAUGGACCCAUUGUCUCAAUGUCUUCAUCACUGGUAGAUGAUCAUUACAUGGUACAUAAGAUUCUUGGGGUUUUUUUUCCAUUGAGCAGUAAAUAAUUGCUUUUAUCUCUGACUAAGGAAAGAGCCUGGCAACACCUUCAGGAUACACAAUUCUGAUUGAUCAGUUUA